AAGGUGGUCAUGUAUAUAAACGACAAGGGCGUGGCGCUGUUCCUUUAUAUGAUUGUACUGAUCAAUAUUACAAUGAUUCUGCAAAAUCACUUCAAUUUUUGACAAGAUGGGUGGACAAUAUAUUAGAUACUAUUGAAAGAGAUAUCUAG
This is a messenger RNA of Racocetra persica, 149 nucleotides long. The record is from the annotation of a GenBank genome assembly. NCBI's taxonomy places the organism in Eukaryota, Fungi, Glomeromycota, Glomeromycetes, Diversisporales, Gigasporaceae.